Messenger RNA from Symbiodinium pilosum, 612 nucleotides. The record is from the annotation of a GenBank genome assembly. Lineage: Eukaryota; Dinophyceae; Suessiales; Symbiodiniaceae.
AUGGAUGACAGAGCGUCCAAGGCGCUUGGCGCAGAGAGUGUGGAUCGCAUGUUGGCUGAGACAAAUCCGGGCAGUCCUACUGUGCGCACCGUUUUACGCUUGACUGAUGAUCUGGCUUUGAUUGAACAAACCAGAAGCACUGAUGGAGAUGAUCUCGCGCAGAAGAUCAUCGGAACGUCCAGCGCAAGUUUCUUGGGUGCCGUCCUGCGGAUGAACGAGUUGAGGGAACAAGCACGUCUGACCCGCAUUGCCAAGCAGGAGAAGGCUGACCUAAACCUUUCGCGAGUCGCGUACGAGAGCAUGUACGGUCUGAAGACGCGACGAGUAGAGGCGGAUGAACGGAGGUCUUCUCAGGUGCGCUCCUCUAGGCGUCUUUCCGGGCUUGCGUAUGAUGCAAGCGGCCGACGGUUGUCGCGCCGCUCCCUUCAAUCUGCAGAGGAGGAGGAGCUUCUGGAAACUGAUGAUGAAGAUGAGCUUGCAGAGUCCUUCCGCAAGUUUGACAAGUGGACCGCCAAGCACUUGCGACGAAGGAUCAGGAGGCGGCCAAAGUUUGUGGCGCCAAUCUCGCAACGUCCAGUGCUGGACAUGAGCUUGGUGGGCCUUCACGGCUGA